Messenger RNA from Capsicum annuum, 586 nucleotides. Its product is annotated as protein 108-like. The transcript is spliced from 2 exons. The record is from RefSeq and is a predicted model, not a curated record. Lineage: Eukaryota; Viridiplantae; Streptophyta; Magnoliopsida; Solanales; Solanaceae. Bases 84 to 368 code for a protein of 94 amino acids.
CAACUAAAAGCAAAUAAGCUGCUUUCAAUUUCUUUUAACAAUCAUUUAUAAGUUAUAUAUAAGAAAUAUAUAUUCGAUCGAUCAUGGCAGAUGUGAAGUCAUCAGUUGUUUCACUAUUCCUAUUGGGCCUGUUGGUGGUGGUGCUGCAAAGCGGGGUGAUCGAGUGUCAGCCGCAGAUAUGCAACCCAUCGCUUACAAGCCUGAACGUGUGCGCACCAUUUGUGGUGCCAGGUGCACCCUCUGCUAGCGCGGAGUGUUGCACAGCACUGCAAUCAAUUAAUCAUGGCUGCAUGUGCGACACUAUGCGUAUCGCAGCUCAAAUUCCCGCUCAAUGCAACCUCCCUCCUCUCUCUUGUGCUGCAAAUUGAGUUUGAGGUCAGUGCCAGCAAUUUUACAGCCGCUACAUGAGCAAAUUAAAUGAUAUUGUAACAAUAAAUUUACGCUGUUCCUUCUAUCUCUUCUUUCUUUUUGUUUGUGUUGCUCUUUAACUGAUGUUGUCACUCCUCUGAUCGGCGACAGAGCAAGGUUAGGAAAGAGCUUGUACUGUCAUAUGAUCAUCGAUAAAUAAAAUAUGUGACUUGAUUAA